ACACAGAAGAAGCUUGCUAUUCAUAGGAUGCAGUGAGAAUCCUGCCAACUACCUUGGAUCUGUUUGAGUAACGCCACUCGUCCUGCAUGCUAGCUGAAAGCACCUGUUGUAUUUCGGUACAAGAAUAGAGACUGCAAACAAGCCCCGGCUAAUCAAAUUAAGAUGCAAAAGUGUACUAGACUGCUGUUGGUGUCUAUAAUGCUGUGUGCCACUAUUUCACAGACGCUUGGACUCAGUUUAACAGGAAAAGACAAACGUGGCUGGACGCUGAACAGUGCAGGUUAUCUCCUAGGACCACAUGCAGUAGAUAAUCAUAGAUCUUUUAAUGACAAACAUGGAUUAGCUGGAAAACGCGAUCUGGUUUUUGAAGAUGUAACAAACUCAGGAAGUAUUCUAAGAACCUUGGCAGAUGAAAAUGUAGUGCACACGCUGAUUGAAUUUUUGACCUUCUUACAUCUGAAAGAAUCUGGUGCACUUGACAAUUUAAACUCCCAGAUGUCAGCAGAAGAUUAUAGUCAGUGACAAAAAAUAAAUUACUAUGGAAGAAACUAAUUUUCAGAACUUGAAUGUUUGUUU
Spea bombifrons (plains spadefoot toad) is the source of this 576-nucleotide messenger RNA. Its product is annotated as galanin peptides-like. The record is from RefSeq and is a predicted model, not a curated record. The coding region runs from base 163 to 522 and encodes 119 amino acids. The transcript is spliced from 6 exons. Gene Ontology annotation, molecular function: hormone activity. Gene Ontology annotation, cellular component: extracellular region. Lineage: Eukaryota; Metazoa; Chordata; Amphibia; Anura; Pelobatidae.